Fomitiporia mediterranea MF3/22 is the source of this 2971-nucleotide messenger RNA. RefSeq names its product chitin synthase 2. The transcript is spliced from 22 exons. Gene Ontology annotation, molecular function: chitin synthase activity. Gene Ontology annotation, cellular component: cell septum; cell periphery. Bases 170 to 2803 code for a protein of 877 amino acids. The record is from RefSeq and is a predicted model, not a curated record. Lineage: Eukaryota; Fungi; Basidiomycota; Agaricomycetes; Hymenochaetales; Hymenochaetaceae.
GUCCAGCUCGACGCUCCCUUUCUUUUGCCUGAUACCCGCAUCAAUUACGGCCUUGUCUGCCGUCCGUUCCUUCGCUCUGACAGUCCUUGACAACUGAUCCAUUUCGUCGAUUUCCGCGUCGCCGGCCAGCCCUACUGUUUCCUAUAGCUACCGCGGAACGACACACACGAUGGCUUACCGCCAGCACAACGAUCCUUACUAUUCCAAUAACAACUACAACCACCACUCCGACUAUCCCCCCUCCGCCGCCGCUCACGCCUACUCCACCGAUAUGCCUCCCGCUGGUAAUGCUGGAAAUUACCAUGCGCACAACGGCUACAGCGAUUAUGAUGCGCACUCCGGGUGGGACAACAAGUCAACAAAGUCCUUCAAUACCUAUCACAGUGGGUACGCUGAUUCGCAGGCCCACCUCAAUCCGCAGUACGAAAUGUCCGAGGUUGCGCCUCCUCUUCCCACAAUGGGCUACCAAUCAAACUAUCCCCCGCACCAGCUUCGGCCGCCUAUGAGUCCACAGAGUACAGGCGGGUGGUCUAGUGCAAGGGAUAAGCUGCUCAAGCGACGUUCCGUCCGCCAAGUUGAGCUGUACCAGGGUAAUCUUGUUCUUGAUGUUCCCGUUCCAUCACACAUCGUUCCCAAGGCAUCUGGUGGAAGCGAAGAGAUGACCAAGAUGCGUUACACGGCUGCGACUUGUGAUCCUGAUGAUUUCAUGCGACAAAAAUACUCUUUGCGCCCCUAUCUCUACGGUCGACAGACGGAGCUCUUCAUAGUCAUGACCAUGUAUAAUGAAGAUGAAGUUCUGUUUGUCAAGACUAUGAAUGCUGUCAUAAAAAAUAUAGCGCAUCUCUGUGGUCGUACAAGGUCAAAAACAUGGGGUCCUAAUGGAUGGCAAAAAGUAGUCGUGUGCGUUGUUUCCGAUGGACGUAACAAGGUCAACAAGCGCACACUCCACGUUCUGGCUUUGAUGGGGUGCUAUCAAGAAGGUAUCGCCAAGGAUUCAGUCGCUGGAAAAGAUGUUACAGCCCAUAUCUUCGAAUACACUUCCAAUGUGGUUGUAUCAGAAGCGGGUGAAGUCUCGUCUGGUGCUUGUCCAGUGCAGAUUAUAUUCUGCCUUAAAGAACAGAACAAGAAAAAGCUCAACAGCCACCGCUGGUUCUUUAAUGCCUUUGGCCCUCUUAUUCAGCCUCACGUCUGCGUCUUGCUGGAUGUGGGAACUAAGCCGACAGGAACAUCUAUUUACGAGUUAUGGAAAUGCUUCGAUAAGAACAAGAACGUUGGUGGGGCAUGCGGAGAGAUCUGCGUCGAUACCGGCAGAGGCUGCUCCUUGUUAUUGACCAGCCCUCUCGCAGCUUCUCAGAACUUUGAGUACAAGAUGUCAAACAUUCUGGACAAGCCACUUGAAUCCGUAUUUGGGUACAUCUCUGUGCUUCCAGGUGCUUUCUCCGCCUACCGCUACAAGGCGCUUCAGAAUCACCCGAAUGGGACAGGUCCCUUGGCUAGUUACUUUAAGGGCGAGACGAUGCAUGGAGGCGGAGCAAGCGGUGCGGGUCUCUUCGAGCGCAACAUGUACCUCGCUGAGGAUCGUAUUCUCUGCUUUGAAAUCGUUACGAAGAAAAGAGAAGCCUGGGUUCUGCGAUACGUGAAGAGUGCGAAAGCAGCGACUGAUGUUCCAACAUCUGUGCCCGAAUUCAUUUCUCAGAGGCGUAGAUGGCUUAACGGAUCACUGUUCGCCGCCAUCCAUGCGACAUUCCACUUUUACCGCAUCUUUACGAGUGGUCACAACAUCAUCCGGAUGUUUAUCCUCUUCAUCGAGUUUAUUUAUAAUGCAAUCCAGCUUGUAUUUACCUGGACGUCUCUGGCAAACUUCUACCUGGCUUUCUUCUUCUUGGUCUCCUCGGCAACGUCUGAUCGCAAAACGGACGCCUUCAACUUUUUGAGUGUUGGCGCGGGUUCCAAGGUCUUUGAGAUUGUCCUUAAGGUCUACAUUGCGCUGCUUUUCGUUAUGACUGUCUGCUCGUUGGGUAAUCGGCCACAAGGCUCAAAGUGGACUUAUACCAUAGCCAUCUUCCUCUUUGGUGUGUGCAACAUGAUCACCUUGUGGUGUGCCGCUUGGACCGUUUACUUGGCCGUCCCCCACUCCGUGGAUGGUUGGAAGAAUAUCGGACACCUGAUUCAAGUCAAUGAGACUUUCAGGGACAUCGUUAUUUCCUUAGUUGCUACGUAUGGCCUUUACUUCAUUAGCUCGUUUAUGCAUUUCGAACCGUGGCACAUGUUUACAUGCUUUGCCCAAUAUCUGUUCCUCCUGCCGAGUUACGUCAACAUUCUGAUGAUGUACUCGAUGUGCAACUUGCACGAUGUUACUUGGGGAACGAAAGGUGAUAACGGAGCGAGCAAGGACCUAGGAGGCGCGAAGAAGGUCAAGGAUGCUAAUGGAAAGGAAGUUAUGGAGGUCGAGCUGCCUACUGCCAAAGAAGACGUUGACAGUUUGUGGGCUGCGAGCCAGAGUGCACUCCGCCACAAACCACCUUCAGAGAAAGAGCAUCGCGAUGCUGAUACGAAACAGGCUGAUCAUGACAGGAACUCUAGGACGAACGUGGUCCUUACCUGGGUGGGAACAAAUAUGGCGAUGAUUAUUUUCUUCACGUCGCAGGCCUUCCAAGAUUGGGUCCAGAAUACGUUCGAUGUUGAGGAAGGUGCUGCCUUCAACCCAUACCUUGCGUUCUUGUUCUACGCUCUUGCCGGAAUCAGUCUUAUUCGUUUUAUUGGAACGACGUUCUACCUUUUCCUGAGGCUUUUCGGGCACUAAUUGGUCGCUGGGCGUCUGAUUGUCUACUCAAGUGCUUCCACUAAGCUGUCCAUUCCUUCGAAUAUUCCUUUGUAUGGCCACAGUUACCCUGUAUUUGAAGAUGAUGCCUUUGCGCCGAAUGUCUUGAUACCAGUUUACUACAUAAUUAUAUAGUUGUUAUUACCAGAC